Molecule: messenger RNA, 1849 nt
Organism: Hydra vulgaris (swiftwater hydra)
Lineage: Eukaryota; Metazoa; Cnidaria; Hydrozoa; Anthoathecata; Hydridae
Product: negative elongation factor A
Source: RefSeq, a predicted model, not a curated record
UAAAAAUAAUCUUAAAAUGACUUUUAAUGUGGAACAAGAUACAUUAGGAUGGCUUCGCAAUAAACUCAGUAGCAGUGAAAAUGCAUGGUCAUCAACCACUAUUGCUUCCCAACUCAAUGAGACUAUGUUAAAGUACAUCUAUGACUCAUUUCUUCAGCUAGAGGCAAAAGAAAAAAUACAGUUGUUACUCUCAUUUCUUGAAAUUCCAUUACGAAAUAUGGAAAGUUACAAGGAGAAUCUGAAUCGAAUAACAUAUUUAGCACAAACUGAUACCAAUGAAUGGGUUAAAGUAGCUGCAACCAUUGUUAGUGACUAUCCAAACACGCAAACAAUAUGUAGCAGUUUGGAAGAGGUUACAACAUGCUUUUCUGAAACAUUGGAAGAUGUCAAAACAGAAGUUGAAAGACUGAAGCUUCCCAUUUCAUCAUCCACACUUCCUCUUGAGUGCCCAUAUCUUAAUCCAACUAUUCUUAAUUAUAUGUGUGGAACUCAGCCUGCUCCAGUUAAACAUUUUACACUAAGAAGAAAACCCAAAUCUGCUGCUCUUAGAGCAAAAAUUGCUCAAAAAGCAUCAGAUACUUCAAUCCAAAAGCGUGUUCCGGCAACUUUGUCAAGUUCUAAAGCCAAUAAAAAAGUAGUUUCACAAGCAAAUAAAAUCACAGCUGUUUCAUCACAUUGCAAAGCUUUCUUGAAAAGUUCUUCUGUUCCUAAGAAAACAAAGCUGCUUGAUAUAGCAGAUCAACCUGUUGGUGUACGUGAACAAAAAAAGCGAAAAAAGGUUUUAGAAAUGGAAGCACAAGAAAAGAAAAAGAUUUUAAAGCAGCAAAAGCAUGAAGAUGAAAAACAAGAUGAAGCUGAGUCUUCAUCCGAUGAAGAAAAUGAAGAAUCAGGAGAAGAAGCAUCUUGUAUUGAUUCAGCAACAUCUCUUGAUGAUUCUAAUCAAGAUGAUACAGUUACAAAGUUAUCCUUGGAAACUCCUGCUUAUGCUCUGCUUCCUGAUGCUAGUGCAAUCGGUCCUGGUCCACAGCUUAAUAAAAACAUUGGUCUACCUCCACAACUUAAUAAAAACAUUGGCCCUCCUUCCCAAAUCCAUAAAGAUCCAGUGUUAUUCACCUCACAGAAUUUUCCUUAUUCUCAUAAUAUGCUACAAUCUGAUUUACGACAUCCAUUUGAUUACAAUCCUUCCAGUUCUGCUCAGAGUUUGCAUUUACAAAGAGAGCUUCAAAUGCGUGUUCAAGAAGAACAAGAAAUGCGUUUGCAUGAACAUCAGCAAAGAUAUUCUCAACAGCUUCAGCAGCAACAACAACAACCUAUGUUUUCUAUGUACGGAACACCUUCAUGUUUACCAGGUUUGAAUACAACGCCAACAAACAUAAAUAUGCCACUUGAAUCACCAGCAAUUUCUUUAUCACACCAAAUCCCUCAACCAACACAGUCACAUCAUGUGGCUCAGCCAACGCAACCACAACCUCCGAAAAAAAACUAUAUUUUAUCAAGAGAACAAAUGUUAGCAGCUCACGAAAUGUUUAAUUCUUCUAACAGGAUCACUAGACCUGAAAAAGCACUUAUUCUUGGAUUUAUGGCUGGUAACAGAGAAAACCCUUUUCCGCAGCAAGGUCCAAUUAUUACAAUAAAGCUUAGCGAAAAUAUAGAGAAAGAUGAUAACCAAGUAGAAGGUCCACAAAAGUUAGUUGAAAUGCUCUUUGAGAUGAAUUAUGAUUCUGGGAAUUGGCGGAGACUUAAAAGAACUCGUUUAGUCAAUCAACAAGCAAUAUAAAUAGUACUUGUUUAGUUAUUUAACAAGCAUCAUGAAUGAUAUUUAAAUUUAUAUGUUGAUCGUUUAUAAUUA